AUGAUGCUGACUGCAUGGUUUCCUUUCGACGCAUCAGCAAGCCCACUGUAUGAACUUAUGAACAUAAUACAGGGCAUAACUUCAUUUAUUAUGGUAUGUACAUUUGCUGCCUUCCCGAGUCUGUACGCCACGCUAGUGUGUGUAGCCUGCAGUCAGCUGGAGAAACUCAGAGCUGCUCUCCUGGAUAUCAGACAGAACCACGUCACAGUAGAGCGGGACUGUGGGACACAGGCUGACCUACUGCAAGCACAGGGACAGGCUCGUGCCUCAGAGGAACUGUUCCGUCACAUGCAGAAACAACUGAACAACUGUAUACGUCACCAUCAAGAGAUAAUAAGCUAUCGUAAACGUGACUUCGAACACCUGCUUAGCCUGACGGAUUCCUUCACCUGGGAAGAACUGCCGACCAUAGAUCCCAACACUGGAUACGUAACAAGGGCUGGGUACAUUCCCAUAAUCCAGAAACUUACCAAAAUUUUACCGACCUUCAUACUUGGAUUCCACAUUAUCCAGAGUACUUUCAGGGUGGUGCUGUAUCAUGACAUGGUAUUAACGUCGUGGUAUCCAUUCGACACAUCAGAGAGUCCAGUGUAUGAAAUUGUGAAUCUGACACAGGUCAUAGCAUCAAUCAUCCCAAUUUGCAUGUUUUUCGGCUUCCAAAGCCUGUACGCCACGUUGACGUGUGUAGCCUGCAGUCAGCUGGAGAAGCUCAGAGCGGCCCUCCUGGAUAUCAGACAGACACACGUCACAGCAGAGCGGGACUGUGGGGCACAGGCUGACCUACUGGAGGCACAUGGACAGGCUCGUGCCUCAGAGGAACUGUUCCGCCACAUGCAGAAACAACUGAACAACUGCAUACGUCACCAUCAGGAGAUAAAACGAUAUGUGAAAGAAAUGGAGGACACAGUGAAUAUACCAAACUGUGGAUUAUUUCUAAUAUUGCUAUCAGGGAUGUGUUUUGGGGCCAUGUCCGCAAUCACGAGCUGGGGAGAUCACGCGGAUGUUUCCCAGGCUUUCGCUGUAUACAUCUUCAUGACGGGUUCUGUGUGUGUGUAUUGCUGGCUUGGAAACGAGAUCACAUAUCAGGCUGAAAGCGUGAGAGACGCUGCGUGGGGGUGCGACUGGGUGGGAACCCCUGUCCCGUUUCAGCGCUGUUUGGCCUUCAUCAUCGCCACAGCCAACAAGGAGUUCACACUCACAGCCGGGAAAUUUGUUCCGGUGUCAAACAAGACAAUGAUUAAUAUGUUGAACCAAUCACUGUCGGUCUUCAUGUUUCUACUUCAAAUGAAAGACAAGAAUGCAGACACAAAUCAGGAAGUAUAACAUUACCG
Cryptotermes secundus is the source of this 1331-nucleotide messenger RNA. RefSeq lists its product as uncharacterized. The transcript has 8 exons. The record is from RefSeq and is a predicted model, not a curated record. Gene Ontology annotation, cellular component: plasma membrane. Gene Ontology annotation, biological process: detection of chemical stimulus involved in sensory perception of smell; sensory perception of smell. The coding region runs from base 1 to 1323 and encodes 440 amino acids. Gene Ontology annotation, molecular function: odorant binding; olfactory receptor activity. Lineage: Eukaryota; Metazoa; Arthropoda; Insecta; Blattodea; Kalotermitidae.